Messenger RNA from Lathyrus sativus (Indian pea), 351 nucleotides. The record is from the annotation of a GenBank genome assembly. Lineage: Eukaryota; Viridiplantae; Streptophyta; Magnoliopsida; Fabales; Fabaceae.
AUGGUUAUUGAAGACACACCAUACAUUGGUUUCCCAUUAGGUUUAGCUCUUCUUGUUUCUUUCUUGUUCUUCUUUUGUUGCUUCUUUUGUUGUUGUUUAUAUUGGGACAAACUCCAGUUUCUGUUUCCAUCUUCUGUCGUUAAUGUUAUCAACCCACAACCUCGUAUACAAACACACUUUGCUUCCUCUAACAGUAAACCUGGAUUUCCUGUCUUGAUGAUGAAGCAGAAUCAUGGUGAAAGCUUUCCUGUGUUGAUGCCGGGAGAUAAGGUUCCGAAAUUCAUAGCCAUGGCAAGUGCAUGUAAGCCUCCAAAGGAUGAAAAUAUCACAAUCCAUGUGCAGAAUGAGUAG